Acyrthosiphon pisum (pea aphid) is the source of this 1128-nucleotide messenger RNA. RefSeq lists its product as uncharacterized. The record is from RefSeq and is a predicted model, not a curated record. Lineage: Eukaryota; Metazoa; Arthropoda; Insecta; Hemiptera; Aphididae. The coding region runs from base 63 to 857 and encodes 264 amino acids. The transcript is spliced from 4 exons.
GCGUACGACACAUUCGCGGCAGUAUUACGGCGUCCGCAGUGGUACGACGUACGGCUGUCGACAUGGACGCGAAGCCCGCGGAUCACCGAAAGACCAAACGCGAUUUCCGAUACGCCGAAUCUCAGCUCCGGAAUCUCAACACGAAAAUCGACAAACUGUUGAACAAACUAGACGAGAAAGAACAAGACGAAGCGAAAACGCCGGAAGAAGAGUGCGUGAUAUGCGUCAACUCGAAGGCGACGAUGCAGACUUGGCCGUGCGGUCACCGGGUGGUGUGCCGCAAGUGUCUGGUGCGCACCAUCCAGAUAGCCGUGUCCCGGCGGUCGUUGCCGUUGCGGUGCGUCGUGUGCCGCGCCCGGGUGUUGCGCCUCAAGCGGUCGUCGGACUCGCGAGGCACGUCCACGGUGGCCGCGGCGGCGGCGGCGUCGGAGAGCGGCCGUGAUGGGUCCACUGCGGCCGGCCGGUCGCACAGCUUGCCGACGAAACUGCGGCGGCACGCGACCGCCGCCGUGGCCGUCCGGUCGCGAUCUGUGGGCACCGGCAAGACGGGCCCCGUGCGACGGACGACCAGCAACGGUGGCAACAGUGGCGGCGGCGGACGGCGGUACAACUUUGCCGGUUGGGCCGACGCGUUCGCCACUGACGACGACGACGAAGACGACGAAGACUACGACGACGGCAGUGGCGUUGGCGGAGGUGGUCACGACCAACUGCACUCCACUUCCGUUAAAUACAGCAAACUGGAAACGACGGCGGACCGGACGAGACACGACAAUCAAUCGAAAAACGGUCUGCAGAGGAUACUCGGUAAAUUCAAAUUCUGGCGGUUUUUACGCUUUAAAAACAACAAACCGUAGUUGGAUCACGGUACACCACCAGACGAUUUAUAUUAUUAUAAUUUUUUUUUUUGGGUAGGUAUUAUUAUUAUUAUUAUAUAGUUACGACCACGUAGAGCGCACUGUGUUUACUAUAAUUGAGACGGGGUGUUUGUAACCAGUGUUGGUAACCGAUGACUUAAAUUAUACUAUAAAUAUUUUAUCAUGUACAUACCUACGUAAUAUUAUUAAUAUAAUAUAAUGAUAUUGUAUUUAAAUCGUUUGAUUUUCGAUAAGCUCCAUCGUAUUUUUU